ACGAAGAAAGGCUCUCUCCCUCUCUCUCUCUCUCUCUCUUCUCGCCAUGGACGUGGAUGACGAAUCCAGUCUCCUCCCUCUAUAUAAACAAACCCUGAACGACGCAACCGCCUCGUCGUCGUCGCCUUAACGAGUUCGUCCACCAAAACUUCGCCUCCAUCACUCUCCACACAAGAUCCUCGAUUCCGAGAUUCGUUCCCCCCCGGCCCGGCGGAAUGAAGUUCCUGUUCGAGUUCGUCUCGUGCUGCGGGUCGCCGCGCAAGGAGGGGGAGCGGGUCCAGGCGUUGGCGCCCCCCUCGGAGGGCGGGGAGGAGGGGCGGAGGUGGACGAGGCGGAGGAGGAAGAGGAGGAGGGGGGCCGCGGCGGAGUGGAAGCCGUCGCUGUGCGCGAUAUCUGAGGACGUGAUGGUGGUGACGGUGGAGAGAGUCGGAGAAGGAGGAGGAGGAGGAAGGGAGAGGAGGAAGAAGGCGGCGGUGGAUUCGGAUUCGGAGCCGGAGCCGGAGAGGUCCGCCUCGAGGAAGAGGAGCGGGGGGUCGGGUGCGAGAGUCCACGACCGGGUCUUCAACGGCGACGAUUACGAUCAGCGGAGGGCUUCCUUUCAUGCGGUCAUUCCAGCUUGCUCUCCGGCUCCAUUCAUGUUCUGAAGUUCUUGCUGUACAGAGUGAAUAUAUACGUACAUGUAUGAACCAAGGGA
Messenger RNA from Rhodamnia argentea, 694 nucleotides. RefSeq lists its product as uncharacterized. The transcript has 2 exons. Bases 216 to 644 code for a protein of 142 amino acids. The record is from RefSeq and is a predicted model, not a curated record. Lineage: Eukaryota; Viridiplantae; Streptophyta; Magnoliopsida; Myrtales; Myrtaceae.